AUGCGGUACCUACUCGCAUUAAUAGGAGGCUUCCUGUGUUUAGCAAAUGAUGUCAUUGCAAAUGGUUUUGUGGAAGAAGUGUCCUGUAGCUCGGCAUCACUUACGAUAGUGCUAAAUCAGUCUGACCCGGAUCUGGCGAAAUGGAUUAUGGAGCCGAACGCUCGACCAAUCGUCUAUGUUCUCGAUCACGAUAACAUUCGAGAAUGUGGCUCAAUGAUAAAAGCCAACGGUAGCCUCAAUCUUCAUCUCCAAAUCCCUUACGGCCCCGAGUGCAACGUCAACCUCGUCAAUUUGGAACCCAACCACAUUUCGGCCGAAACAACGAUCGUCAUCGAGGAUUUUAGCUCCAGGAAUUCUCAAAAAAUCAACCACGUAUAUUGUCUCUACACGAAAACUGUAGCCACCCUAAAGUUUAAUGAUGUCUCGAGUGGCCAUACCCAAGUCGAAUCCACCGGAAGCCGACCCAAGCCCAAGGUCGAGAUGCUUUUUCGAGGCCAAGGAGGAAACCCUUUGAGAGCUGCAAAACUUGGGGACAUCGUCGAGUUUUACGUAGCGUUAAGUCCGGAUGGCGCCUACCGAGGAAUUGCUCCACGUGAAUGUCGAUUCGCUGAUCGGGAAGAUACCGAAUCCCCUGAUGCUAAGCACUUCACAUUUGUGAAUGAUGGAUGUCCCGUCGAAGGAACAAACGAGCUAAUCGAUCCACUCCAAAAUGUCAAUCAAGAAGUGUACUUCUCGAAGUUCAAAACUUUCCGAUUUGGCAAUCAAUCGACCGUAUUUGCGCAUUGUACAGUUCAAGUCUGCUUGGAAGCCUCGGAAUGUUUAAUGCCGUGCUUCACAAAGGUGAUGAACUCGAGUUUGACGGCUGAAAGGCUACGCUACCGCCACAAGCGAAGCGCUACGACAAAUGAGUAUGAUAAAUUCGGAGAGCUUCACCUCAAAAAUCAGAUCACAAUUUUGGAUGGCCAACAGGCUCGUCAAGUGACCGCUCUCAACCAAAAAGCAGCUGAAGAGGAAGAAGCCGAAUGCCAAAUGUCUCCCUACUCGGCCAACACGACGAUGUUGACGGUGAUUGCUGUGUUGAGUGUCAUCUGUGUCGCGCUCACCACCGUCAUCCUCGUCAUUUGGAUGAGGAAACGGAGGGCUGACAAGGAUUCCUUCGAUCUCUACACGGCAUCAAGUUAUGCCAGUACGACACUUUGUCCAGCACCAAGCUCAUACCCCACUGCGUAUCCCGUCGACUCCUACACACUACGCUCUCACCCGCGACCCUACGUGCAUCACCUCGGCCGCGGCGAGGGGACAUUUCGA
Mesorhabditis spiculigera is the source of this 1308-nucleotide messenger RNA. The record is from the annotation of a GenBank genome assembly. Lineage: Eukaryota; Metazoa; Nematoda; Chromadorea; Rhabditida; Rhabditidae.